Messenger RNA from Hemibagrus wyckioides, 2139 nucleotides. RefSeq names its product synaptosomal-associated protein 23-like. The coding region runs from base 331 to 1029 and encodes 232 amino acids. Gene Ontology annotation, cellular component: plasma membrane; SNARE complex. The record is from RefSeq and is a predicted model, not a curated record. NCBI's taxonomy places the organism in Eukaryota, Metazoa, Chordata, Actinopteri, Siluriformes, Bagridae. Gene Ontology annotation, biological process: exocytosis; synaptic vesicle fusion to presynaptic active zone membrane; synaptic vesicle priming. The transcript has 8 exons. Gene Ontology annotation, molecular function: SNAP receptor activity; syntaxin binding.
UGUCAUUUGUCUGAAGGAAUUUGGAUAGAUCACACGCUUAACUUGGACUUUAAAAAGGAAAUCCUAUUUGGCUCUGUCGCAGUAAGUAACAAGUUAACGCUUCUCGGACACCAUAACGUUCAUCAUACAGAAUAAAUAAAUAAAACAGACCGAUAAUUUUCUCCUGCGCCCUGAAAAUAAAGAGGAACUAACUUUAGCUAAACUAGGAGCUAACCGAUUAUUAGCAGUCCUAGCACGAGCUACACUAAGACUCCAGAAGUGGUUUGCUUUGACGGUGUAAACAAACUGAAUCUUUUUGCCGGUUAGAAAUAAAGAAGACGUUGAAACACAAUGAGCAAGCAACCCCAGAGUAUAGAACUUGGUGCCAAAGUCAAUCCAGCCAAUUUCGACAGCAGCAAGAUGGCCGACAUGACGGUGGAAGAUAUGGCAAUGAGAGCAAACCAAGUGACUGACGAGUCUCUUGAGAGCACUAGACGGAUGCUGCAGAUGGCAGAAGAGAGCAAGGAGACAGGAGUUAAAACCAUGGUCAUGUUGGAUCAGCAGGGAGAACAACUGCGUCGUGUGGAGCAGGGCAUGGACCAGAUCAAUCAGGACAUGAGGCAGGCUGAGAAGAACCUGACCGACCUGUCAAAGUGCUGUGGCCUGUGUGUCUGUCCCUGUGAUAGAGUGAGGUCUAUUGAGAAUGAUGGGCGGUACAAACGCACUUGGGGCACUGGAAGUGAAACUGCCAGCACAGAAGGAGGUAAUGGAGGCGUGGUUUCCAGCCAACCAGGGAGCCACCACAAUGGCCAGGCAACAACAUCUUCCGGUCCCUAUAUCAAAAGAGUAACGAAUGAUGCACGUGAAGAUGAGAUGGAGGAGAACCUGGAACAGGUGGGCAGCAUCAUCGGGAAUUUGAAGACCAUGGCUCUGGACAUGGGCAAUGAGAUCGACAAACAGAACAAGACCAUCGGCCGCAUUAAUGAUAAGGCUGACAUGAAUAAAGCUCGUAUUGAUGAAGCCAACCAGAGAGCCAACAAGCUCCUGUAGAGAAGCGAUUUGGACAGAACAAGCAGCUUCUCUUUCCUCCCUCUCCCACACUCUAUCCCAUGCACACAUACAAGCACCUAUUCAUUUUUAUAGGGCAAAGAAUUUCAGCUUUAGAAAUGUUCUUCCGGUGCCACCUGUGCCUUUAUCGUUGUUUUUAGAUGCUAUUUUGUAAAUAGUACUGUACACACACUGCCUCAUUCAGGUCUUCAUCACUAGAUGCGAGAUAGAUGCUGGAUACACAGCGUGUUGUUAUGCAAUAUGCUCUGGUGAUCGCUGUCCUGAUUUUCUGUCAGCGUUGCUGUUUUGAUGGCCUCUCCUUACUUGGGUCAGCAUGGCUGAUUUAUUAUUAUUAUUAUUAUUAUUAUUUUGGCCACAAAUGGACCAGAGACUUGUAUCUAAUGUUUCCACAGGUCUGUGUGUAUUUUCCCCUAUUAGGCUGUAAUAUGAGUUUAUAUUAACUUACUCAUAUUAGGGUUAUUAUAUAAAUGUUUACUUGUUGUAUCCAUCCAUCUGUCCUUGAUUGUGUCUGUAUUUAAUUAUAAAAUGGCAGUGAAUUAACUUGUAAAUGAAUUAAUGAAAUGUUUAAUGGAUGUAUCUUACUGGCCCACUCUGUUUUGGUUAAGAAUAAAUUGAGUGUUAAAAAGUGCACACACACACACAUGCUGUUGGCAUGCAGAAAGAAAAAUAUAUGGUUAUUUUUCAGCAUUAAAUCAAUAGAUCUGAUUUGUUAAAGUUAAAUAUCCAUUUUGAUUUUAAUAAAGCAAAUACAGUGCCUUUACACAGAUAUGAUUCAUCCUUAUCUCCAACCAGCAGGUGGCAUUGUUUCAUUUGAAAAAUGACAGCCUGAAAACGUGGGAUCGCUUGGACAAUUUUUUAAGUUAUGGCUCUUCUUCAGCUUUAAUAUUUUUUAAUUUUCUACUUCUUCAAUCACACUCACACUAGCUAGUGAAUUUCAAAACGUUAAAACGGAAAUGUUACGUCGAUGAGUUUUAUUUUAAAACUUUUCCUCCUAGAAUUCACACCCAGUGGUUAUCCAUUAGAUGAAAUGAUUUGUUGCACUGGUUCUAUAAACUCUUCUGUGACUUUCACAAAUAAAAAUUCACCAGUUCA